Molecule: messenger RNA, 2025 nt
Organism: Xyrauchen texanus (razorback sucker)
Lineage: Eukaryota; Metazoa; Chordata; Actinopteri; Cypriniformes; Catostomidae
Product: G-protein coupled receptor 6-like
Exons: 2
Coding region: 606-1604 (332 amino acids)
Biological process (GO): G protein-coupled receptor signaling pathway
Cellular component (GO): membrane
Molecular function (GO): sphingosine-1-phosphate receptor activity
Source: RefSeq, a predicted model, not a curated record
GUUAAUCGAUAUGCGUCGAGAAGAAAUACGAAAUGCAUAAUGUACCUCUGAGAGUCGCUGGAACGCCACAUGCCCCGUGGCCUGUGUUUGAGUGCGUUGUUUGGUGAAACCCCUCCAGUGGAGAUUUCAAUCCGUAUAUUUCAGUGAUCCUCAUCUUUGAUGUGUUUUUAUGCUACUUUAUAAAGACACUAGUCUAAAACAAAUGAUUUUUACAAAUCAGUAUUUGUGAAUGGCCCUUGGGGGCCCAGAAAAUGUGUUCAAAUGUGAUUGACGUUCAUGUAAAAUGGGCCAAAAAAGAGAUUUAACUGAGACUGAAAAGUCAAAUAUUGUAAAAUGCCUUUCAGGUGGAUGCAACACUCUUGAAAUGGCUAAACUAUGGAGGCGUGACCAACUAGGAUCUAGGGCGCAGAAAACGCAUGGAGAAGAAAAGGCGCAAAUUAACUGCAAAAGACUUAAACAUGAAGCUACCAGGAACCCGCCGUACAGGGACAAUCCCCCCAGAGCAACCUGGAGUUAAGUGCCUUACUCAAGGACACAAUGGUGGUGACUGUGGGGAUCGAACCAGCGACCUUCUGAGUACCAGAUUACCAGUUGCUCACUGAGACAUGAACGAGAGCAGAUUGGCCAACGAGAGCGGUGGAGCACUACCACUGGCGUCGUGGUUGAAGUCCGAAGCCUUCGACGGCAACGAGAGCCUCGCGCUCACCACAGCAGCCCUCGAGUUCCACGUGAACCCGUGGGACAUCAUGUUGUGCCUCUCCGGUACCAUCAUCGCCUGUGAGAAUGCCAUCGUGGUGGCCAUCAUCUUCUACUCGCCGACGUUGAGAAACCCCAUGUUCGUUCUGAUCGGCAGCCUCGCCACCGCUGACCUUCUCGCCGGGGUGGGAUUAAUUCUGAACUUCAUGUUCCAGUAUCUGAUCUCCUCUGACACCAUCAGCCUUAUCACGGUCGGCUUCCUGGUGGCCUCCUUCACCGCCUCCAUCAGCAGCCUCCUCGCCAUCACGGUCGACCGCUACCUGUCCCUCUACAAUGCCUUGACGUACUUCUCUGAAAAGACGCUGCAUUACGUGCACUUGAUGUUGGUGGGCACGUGGGGCGCGUCUCUUUGCCUAGGGCUGCUUCCCGUGUUGGGAUGGAACUGCUUGGACGACGCGUCCACCUGCAGCAUCGUUCGGCCCCUAAAACGCACCAACUUAACCCUCCUCGCCACAUCGUUCUUCUUCAUUUUCGCUCUUAUGCUCAGUCUUUACUUCAAGAUCUGUAAAAUAGUGUGCCAUCACGCACAUCAGAUCGCUCUCCAGCAAACUUUUUUCACCACGUCGCACUACGUAGCCACUAAGAAGGGCGUCUCCACGCUCGCCAUCAUCUUGGGUACCUUUGGGGCGAGCUGGUUGCCCUUUGCCAUAUACUGUUUGGUCGGGGAGCGCGAGUAUCCUCCGGUAUAUACGUACGCAACGCUGCUCCCUGCCACCUACAACUCCAUGAUCAAUCCGAUUAUUUAUGCCUACCGGAACACAGAGAUCCAACGCUCCAUCUACAUACUCUUCUGCGGCUGUUUUCAGAACAGCGGCUCGUAUCGCUCCAGGUCACCCAGUGAGGUGUAGAUCCGUUCCCCGUGUGCUUUUUUACAUGUUGCCUGUUCGUGUAAAAAGCUCUGAGUGUCUGUUGCGCAAUUGCACUUUAUAAAGACUCUGGACUGCGACCAGUAUGUCUAAAAAAUGCUGUGAACAACACAAACCUGUGACACACGCAACAACCCACAUCGAGAAUGAAUAUUUAUAUUAUUUAUAACCGAAAUGUUGCACUUUACUGUAAAAUUCUAGAUGCCAAAGCAGUAUUGUAUAGGCCUACUGUACGUGUUUGAAGAGUUCUGUGUGUGGUGGGUUUUCUAUUUUGUAAAGUUGUCCUUGACUGUACAUUUUAAAUACAUUCUAAAGUACACUUGAACUGAUUUAUUCAUUGCUGUCGGUACGUGUAUGUGUGUUUGCGAGCAUGAGAGUAUCAGUGCAUGUGUGUGUGGAACAA